AUGGCCACCCCCAAGAUCAAGAUCGAAGACAACAGCUUCAGAAUCGGAGCCAGCCGCGUUGGCAGUGAGCAAUUGAACCCCACGGACACGAGCAACGACCAUGCUGGCGGCGUCUACUAUGGCCGCGACCUAUCCCGCGCUGCCACCGAUCGCGCCAGUCUCUCGCGCUCCCGUACCCUCGAUAUCGAGGCUGAUGGCGACGAGGGAGGCGAUUGGCGCCGAGAUGGCGACAGGAAGCAGGUCUUCAGGGGCAAGACUCUGCUCUGGCUGGCAUAUCAAUCCAUUGGUGUCAUCUAUGGAGACAUUGGAACCAGCCCCCUAUAUGUGUACUCGUCGACCUUCUCAGCCACUCCGACAAGGAACGAAAUCAUCCAAGUGCUGUCGCUCAUCAUCUGGUCCCUGACGCUCAUAGUCACAACUAAAUAUGUCUUCAUCAUUCUUCGUGCUGAUAACGAAGGCGAGGGCGGUACCUUCAGCUGCUACUCUCUCCUGACCCGAUAUGCAAACAUCGCCGGCAGAGAUCCGCGAGAAGAAGUUACAGUUCGGAUGGAGCGACACAACACCCAAGAUGUCCGCCCUUCCACUCGGAGCAUCCGUAAAAUCAUCGAGAACAGCAAGUUUACUCGUGCCUUCCUGAAAACGAUUGGCGUUUUGGCCGUCUCCAUGGUCAUGGCCGACGGCGUCCUCACCCCAGCUCAGUCGGUCCUGGGUGCCAUCCAGGGUUUAUCGGUUGUGAAGCCCGACAUCGGCACACCAACGAUUGUCGGUACCAGCUGUGCCAUCCUUGUUCUCCUCUUCUUCAUCCAGCCCCUGGGGACCACGAGAAUUGCCUUGGGUUUUGCACCCAUUGUCAUAGUCUGGCUCGGGCUCAACGGCUGCUUCGGCAUUUACAACCUCGCCAAGUAUGACUGGACUGUCCUCAAGGCCUUUAGCCCCUCCUUCGCCAUCCAAUUCUUCGUCGAGCACAAGACUGAGGGAUGGAAGAUGCUAGGCGGUGUCCUGCUCGCCUUCACCGGCGUCGAAGCCCUCUUCGCCGAUCUCGGCGCAUUCAGCAUCGGACAGGCUGCUCACCUUGCUCUCAUGCCUGACAAGUACACUAACCCCUUCUUCAAUACCGUCCCACCCGGAAUGCUCUACCCCAGCUUGGUUCUUGCCAUCUUGGCUGCUAUUGUUGCUUCGCAGGCUAUAAUCACGGCAACGUUCCAGCUGAUCAGCCAAAUAAUGAAGCUCUCCUAUUGCCCUCAGGUGAAAGUGGUGCACACAUCUAUCAAGUUUCAUGGCCAGCUCCUGGGUCAUGCUUACGGCGUUUGUGUUAUUUUCGUCACCUUCUUCGACACCCUUAUGGUCACGCUGGUUGCCAUCCUCGUCUGGCGUCGUCCAAUAUGGCUCGUAUGCAUGCCGGCUCUACUCUUUGCUACCCUCGACGGGCUAUAUCUCUCGUCGGCCCUUAACAAAGUACCCGAUGGCGCCUGGUUUACGCUUCUUCUCUCCGCCAUCUUGGCUGGCUCCUUUCUGCUGUGGAGGUUCGGUAAGGAGAACCAGUGGCGCGCCGAGGCCGAGGAUCGUUUCCCGCCCAAGAAUCUCGUCACGAAGACUGAGGACGGGUCAUUGGCGCUGACUCCUCGCUGGGGUGGCAUCCCAAUUUCUACCGUCGGCGGUUUCGGCAUCUUCUUCGACAAGACUGGGGUGCUAACUCCGAGCGUUUUCACCCACUUCAUCUCCAAACUGGGCACAGUGCCAAAUGUUUCUGUCUUCUUCCACCUCCACCCGGUCGAGACCCCAUCUGUCGCCGACGAAGAACGUUAUCACGUCUCACGAUUCACUGCCAUCCCGGGCUGUUACCGCCUCGUAAUCAGCCACGGCUAUAUGGACGAGGUCAUCAGCCCAGACUUGGGUAUUUUGAUUUACGAACAGGUACGCAGGUUCAUCAUGAAACAAAGCGCGGCCAAGCCCGUCGCUGCCAACUUUGCCGCCGAAAACGAGUCAGGGAACAAUGUGACGUCGGGGUCCGUCGAGAAUGCGGAGGACCUUCCCGAGCCCAUGAAUGAGAGGCUCGAGGCGGAGUUGAUGAGGCUGGAUCGCGCAUAUUCACAAAAGGUACUGUAUAUUGUGGGCAAGGGUCAAAUGCGAGUCCGAACGGGGACGAGCAUCAUGAGACGAAUUUUGCUGGUAACCUUUCUUUGGUUAAGGGACAAUACCCGCGCAAAAGUUGCGAAUCUGAGGUUGACAAUGGAGAGAAUUGUUGAAGUGGGGUUUGUGAAGGAGAUCUGA
Hirsutella rhossiliensis is the source of this 2271-nucleotide messenger RNA. RefSeq names its product potassium transporter. Bases 1 to 2271 code for a protein of 756 amino acids. Gene Ontology annotation, biological process: potassium ion transmembrane transport. Lineage: Eukaryota; Fungi; Ascomycota; Sordariomycetes; Hypocreales; Ophiocordycipitaceae. The transcript is spliced from 7 exons. The record is from RefSeq and is a predicted model, not a curated record. Gene Ontology annotation, molecular function: potassium ion transmembrane transporter activity. Gene Ontology annotation, cellular component: membrane.